AUGGUUAAGCUAUCUCGUGGUCUCAUCGAAUCACUUUUUUUUAUUGGAACUUGGACUUUCUGUUUGUAUGCUCAAUCCUUCCGAUGGAGAAGAUAUUCUACUGCAGUUUGCAAGCACCAACAUCACGUCGGUAAUGUAUCCACGGCUUGGCAAUCGGAAGACACACACAGGGAAGUUAAUCUGUUUAUCUAUUUAUAUGAUGAGUAUGAUAAUACUGCCCGUGUUGACCGCCAUUCCGAGUAUUCUCGUCUUCAAAUCAACACGCGAGUAAUUUAUUCCCACUAUGGCCUAUGGGGAGGUAGCCAGCGUUUCUUUCGCUAUGUUUACUACGGCAUGGUUCACUAUGACCUUCAUCAUGCACAGGCGUGCGAAGAAUACAUGGGAAAGGCAAGGGAAAUACUGGAACUGGCUUUGGCUUCCUUCGCAGCGACCAAAGCAAAAAAAGGGGACAAUCAAUCAGCCACGGAAGAGGAGCUCAAAUCCGUAUCCAUGCCACUGUUGAGAUAUUUUAGUUUGAGGAUAUCGUUUGACCGAUACGAACUGCAACCCUAUCGCCCACCACCACCACGCCCAUAUCAAUCCACCAAGCCAUAA
This is a messenger RNA of Radiomyces spectabilis, 594 nucleotides long. RefSeq lists its product as uncharacterized. The coding region runs from base 1 to 594 and encodes 197 amino acids. The transcript has 3 exons. NCBI's taxonomy places the organism in Eukaryota, Fungi, Mucoromycota, Mucoromycetes, Mucorales, Radiomycetaceae. The record is from RefSeq and is a predicted model, not a curated record.